UAGAUCAGAGCUCAAACUAGUUUCGUUUCUCAGGAAGUGAAACUCAGACAGUUGUCACAGAGUUGAAAUGGCGCAGAAAGGAGUUCAGCUGGACCGCGAAACUUUCUCCUGUUGCAUCUGUCUGGAUCUACUGAAGGAUCCAGUGACUAUUCCCUGUGGACACAGCUACUGCAUGAACUGUAUCAAAAGCUACUGGGAUGAAAAGGAUAAAAAGGAAAUCCACCACUGCCCUCAGUGCAGGCAGGCCUUCUCACCGAGGCCUCUCCUGCUGAAAAGCACCAUGUUGGCAGCCUUAGUGGAGGAAAUGAAGAAAACUGGACUUCAAGCUGCUCCUACUGAUCACUGUGCUGUGCACUAUGCUGGACCUGACGAUGUGGCCUGCGAUGUCUGCACUGGGAGUAAACUGAAGGCCUUCAAGUCCUGUUUAGCCUGUCUGGCCUCUUUCUGUGAGCAGCACCUCCAGACUCAUUAUGAUUCAGCUCCGUUAAAGAAACACAAGUUGGUGGAGCCCUCUAAGAAGCUGCAGGAGAACAUCUGCUCUCACCAUGAUGAGGUAAUGAAGAUGUUCUGCCGUACUGAUCAGCAGUCAAUCUGUUAUCUCUGCUCUGUGGAUGGACAUAAAGGCCAUGACACAGUCUCUGUAGCAGCAGAAAGGACUAAGAAGCAGAGAGAACUCGAGGGGAGUCGACAAAACAUCCAGCAGAGAAUUCAGGACGGGGAGGAAAAUGUAAAGAAGCUUCAACAGGAAGUGGAGGCGAUCAAUCGCUCUGCUGAUAAAGCAGUGGACGACAGUGAGAAGAUGUUCACUGAGCUGAUUCGUCUCAUGGAGAAAAUAAUCUCUGAUGUGAAGCAGCAGGUCAGAUCCCAGCAGAAAAUCGAAGCGAGUCGAGUCAAAGAGCUUCAGGAGACGCUGGAGCAGGAGAUCACUGAGCUGAAGAGGAAAGACGCUGAGCUGGAGAAGCUCUCACACACAGAGGAUCACAACCAGUUUCUACAAAACUGCCCGUCACUGCCACAACUCGGUCAAUCUACACUCUCCUCAAGCAUCAAUACGCAACCUCUGCGCUACUUUGAGAAUGUGACAGCAGCCGUGUCACAAGUCAGAGACAAACUGCAGAAAGUUCUGAGUGACAAAUGGACAGUGGCUAUGUCAGAAGUCACACACAAACUACAGGAAGAUCAGCGUGAGAAAUUGACAGCGGCUGCAUCCAAAGUCAGACACAAUGUCUCACCUACAGGGAGAGCUGAAUUAUUAAAAUAUUCAUGUGAAAUCACACUGAAUCCAAACACAGCUGACAAAUGUCUAAUUUUAUCUGAGAGAAACAGAAAAGCAACAGUGGAGACACAACAGCAGUGUAAUUUUAAAGACCGAGACAGCUUCCUUGGAUGGUUUCAGGUCCUGAGUAAAGAGAGUCUGACUGGACGUUGUUACUGGGAGGUGGAGUGGAGCGGGGAGGGAGUUCACAUAGUGGUCGCAUACCAGAAUAUCAGCAAAACCAAGAGCUGGAGUGAUCGUAGGUAUGGACUUAAUGGCAAAUCUUGGGUGUUAUGUUGUCAGAAAAAAAAUUGUACCUUCUUGUACAACACUGUCCACACUCCUGUCUCAGGUCCUGUGUCCUCCAGAAUAGGAGUGUACCUGGAUCACAGCGCAGGUAUUCUGUCCUUCUACAGCAUCUCUGACACCCUGACUCUCCUCCACAGAGUCAAGACAUCAUUCACUGAGCCUCUCUAUGCUGGACUCCAGUUUCCUUAUUUUGGAGUCACUGCUGAGUUCUUAAACUCAAAUCGACAGAGCUCACUCAGUGGUCUUAGGUACCUCCAGAACCUUCUCAGAUGAACUCAUGUAACCCUGAUUGAUUCAAUCUGUGUUCCAAAUGUAUAAAACUAACAAUUUAAACUGUUACCAGACAACUAUUUCAACCAACCAAUACUUUAAGCUAAUUAUUUAACGGUUUCUCAAUUUCAUUAGGCAAAGUAUUUGAACUGUUAAGUCAGUAGGCUACUUUUAACAAACUCCUUCAGCUGCUUAUCCAAUAGUUUAAGCUCACUAUAUAACCUAUAUCUGCUGUGACUUUAGCUUUUAAAUUGUCUUCACUUCAGCUAAUGUUUCAGCUUCUUGUCUGAUAGUUAUAGCUGUAUCAACUGUUUAGUCAUUAAGGUAAGUGAUGCUAACCAUUUGAACUGUUUCAGUACUUUUAGCUAAGUAUUGUAACCAUUCAUUAGCUUUCUCAACUUUGAAUCCACUGGUCGACUUUUAGAUAACUAUAUUAAUCAUAUCUUUAUAACUUUAGGAUUAUUAUUUUAAUUGUUUAGUCAGGGUUUUUAGCUCAGUAUUUCAACUGUUUAUCUAUUACUUUAAGCUUAUUAGUUGAACUGUUUAUUAGUCAUUGCUUUUAGCUACUUGUUUACACUUUUGCAAUCUUGAUAAGUAGGUUUUCUCAGACUCUUACAUAACUGCAACAUGUUUUUGUGGAUAUGUGUAUAUAUUUUUUUAAUCAAAUUAAUUUGUACUUUUUUAAUUGAGUGGAGCCACUCUACAAUCGUUCCAUGUACCCCCUAGCAAGAGCAGAACAACAAAAGAACCCACUGGGUUGCAAAUACCAUAACCAAACUUUUUUUGCUGUGACAAAUUUUUUACUGAACAGAUAUCACCUGUCAGUCAAGCAUUACGGGUGUUUUGACAUCUCCUCAUUAGUUGUUCUGUAAAUGUUUGAGUUUCUGUGUCUGUUAAGCCACAGAGAAUAUCCUUGCUCACAAUGAUGUUUGUUUACCUGAACUGAAAAAUUCCUCUGUAUGAAAAUGGACACUUCUGUGCUCUAAAUGAUUAUUAAAUGCUUAUAUACAUGUA
This is a messenger RNA of Centropristis striata (black sea bass), 2848 nucleotides long. Its product is annotated as tripartite motif-containing protein 16-like. Bases 68 to 1837 code for a protein of 589 amino acids. NCBI's taxonomy places the organism in Eukaryota, Metazoa, Chordata, Actinopteri, Perciformes, Serranidae. The record is from RefSeq and is a predicted model, not a curated record. Gene Ontology annotation, molecular function: protein binding; zinc ion binding. The transcript has a single exon.